AUGAGGAUUGGGAUAGAUCUCACAGAUGAGGAUGAGGAUGAGGAGCCGGACCUGAGCAAGCAGAAAUCGUUGAUGCACAGUGCAUUCAUAUACGAUCCAACUACAGCCACAUUUUCUGAUCCUGUUGCUCGACAACGAGUUGGAAACAACACGGUCCUUGAAGAAUCUUGCUUACUCACAUCAUCUGAUAUCUCGAUGUUGUCUGAUGGCUCGGUGAGUGCUUCGUUGGGCGCCAUGAGACCGCUUGUCGAGAAGCUCGACAUGCUGCUAGCCUCCGCUCAGGAAUACAGUAGCUUGCCCAAGAGGAUCAAGGAUGGGAUGCAGCUUCUCGAACAUGAUGUUGAAGUGUUAAGCUUCUACCUUGAUGAACUCGCAGAGGUGGAGGACCCUCCACCGAUGGCCAAGUGCUGGAUGAAUGAGGCGCAUGACCUGUCUUACGAUAUGGAGGAUUAUAUUGACAUCUUAUUAUUUGUUCCACCUGACCAUUUCAUCAAAAAGAAGAAAAAGAGGAGGAGGAGGAAGAAGAAGAUGAUGAUAAAGAAGAGGCUCAAGUGGUACAAACAGAUUGUAUGCAGAGCGCAAGUGUCAGAACAUGGUAUCAAGACCAGUAAAAUCAUUCAUGUUAAUGUCCCUCGUCUUCCUAGUAAGCCCAAGAUUGCAAAAACAAUAUCGGAAUUCAGGAGCUAUGUCCAGGAGGCUAUUGAACGGUAUGACAGGUAUAGCCUUCAGUGCUGCAGCACCUUGAGGCGUAGAUUCUUGUCCACUAGCAUUAUGCUUCCAAUGCCCUAUGAAGAAGCUGCACACAUUGUAAUUGAUGGCCGGAUGAAUGAGUUUAUCAACUCACUGGCCGCCAAUGAUGCGGCAGAUCAGCAGCAGCUCAAGGUGGUAUCUGUUCUUGGAUCUGGGUGUCUGGGUAAAACUACACUUGCCAAUGUUUUGUAUGACAGAAUUAGGAUGCAAUUUGAAUGCAGAGCUUUCAUUCAAGUGUCCAAAAAUCCUGAUAUGAAGAGACUUUUCCGCGACUUAUUCUUGCAACUCCACAAGAAGAAGCAGCCACGGCCCGCCAAUUGUAAUGAUUUUGACAUCAGCGAUAUUAACAUCAGCAAACAUCUGCAAGAUAAAAGGUAUCUAAUUGUUAUUGAUGAUUUGUGGGAUGCAUCAGUAUGGGAUAUUAUUAAAUAUGCUUUCCCGAAAGGAAACUGUGGUAGCAGAAUAAUAAUAACUACACAGAUUGAUGAUGUUGCAUUAACAUGUUGCUCUGAUCACUCAGAACAUGUUUUCGAGAUGAAACCUCUCGAUGGUGAUUACUCAAGAAAGUUAUUUUUUGAUAAAUUUUCUGGUUCUGAAAGUGACUGUCCUGAAGAAUUCAAACAAGUUACGAAAGAAAUUGUUGAUAUAUGCGGUGGUUUGCCGCUAGCAACAAUCAACAUAGCUAGUCAUUUGGCAAACCAGGAUACAGAAGUAUCAAUGGAUUUUCUGGCAUACAUACGUGAUACGCUGAGGUCCUAUUUGUGGUCAAAUUCUACUUCAGAAAUAACGAAACAAGUAUUCAACCUCAUCUACAAUAAUCUUCCACAUUAUCUGAAGACAUGUUUGCUGUAUCUGCAUAUCUAUCCAGAGGCCUCCAUAAUCUGGAAGGAUGAUCUGGUGAAGCAAUGGGUGGCUGAAGGGUUCAUUGCUACAAGAAAAGGGAAAAAGCAAGAUCAAGAAAUGAUAGAGAAAGCUGCAGGACUCUAUUUCGAUGCACUUAUUGAGAGAAGAUUCAUCCAACCUUCAUAUAUCAACUACAACAAUAAGGUGUUGUCUUGUACUGUUCAUGAAGUAGUACGUGAUCUUAUUGCACACAAAUCUGCAGAAGAGAAUUUCAUUGUGGUAGUAGAUUGCAAUCGGAAGAAUAUAGCACUUUCUCAUAAGGUUCGUCGACUAUCUCUCGUCUUUGGUGAUGCAAAGUAUGCUAAGAUACCAGCAAACAUCACAAAGUCACAAGUUCGGUCACUUAGAUUUUCUGGAUUAUUUGAGUGCAUGCCUUGUAUUAGCGAAUUCAAGGUUCUCCGUCUUCUGGACCUUCAACUAUUUGGUUAUUGUGGUGACCCUGACCCCAUAGACCUCACUGGUAUUUCAGAACUGUUUCAGCUGAGAUAUUUGAAGAUUGCAAGUGAUGUCUGCAUAAGACUACCAAAUCGUAUGCAAGGCCUGAAUUGUUUGGAAACACUGGAUAUUCUGAAUGCAACAAGAAUCACUGCUAUUCCAUGGGAUAUUAUACAUCUCCCACACUUGUUGCACCUGAUUCUUCCUGUUGACACAAACCUGCUGGAUUGGAUUGGCAGCACGAGUGACUCUGUUAUCCAUGAGUGGAGCCUUGGCAAGCUGAACUACCUGCAGGAUCUUCAUCUCACUUUUUUUCCUACAUUACCUUUUUACAAUCAUCUGGAGGCAAGCAUGGAAGUUCUGGGUUCAUUAAUCGGAGGACAUGGCAACCUCAAAACUAUAGUAGUGGCUCAUGGUUCUUCAAUUACAAAUAUCGUGGAUCAUAGUAUUGGCUAUAGUGCUUCAAAAGCAAUCAUUCCAUUGUUUUGCAUGGCACCUCCCCCCCUUCUCCAGAGAUUUGAGUUCUCACUGCACAACUGCUGCAUAUUCUCACAAAUUCCUCCAUGGGUUGAGAAACAUGGCAACCUAUGCAUUUUGAAGAUUCAGGUGAGGGAAUUGAUGAUGAUUUGUGUUGAUAUUCUCGGUGGAUUGCAUGCCCUGACUACUCUGUCACUGUAUGUGGAAACGGCGCCCAUUCACAAGAUCAUCUUUAACAAGGCUGCCGGGUUCUCAGUUCUAAAGUACUUCAAGUUGAGGUGCACGACUGGUAUCCCAUGGCUAAAAUUUGAGGCGGAUGCAAUGCCUAAUCUCUUGAAGCUCAAGCUAGUUUUCAAUGCCAUCCCACCAAUGGACCAACCUCUCUUUUUUACUUCGGGCCAGCUACGACACAAAGUACGACAUGAACAUGGUACUGCAGUAAUUAGCAUCCAGCAUAUGCCAGGACUCAAAGAGAUCUCUGCACAAUUUAAGGGUGCAGUUUCUGAUCUAGAGUAUGCCUCGAGGACCUUCAUCAGUAAUCAUCCGAGCAAUCCCACAAUCAACAUGCAGUUGGUGGGUUGUAGUUCCAAUGUUGACGGAAGCAGAAAACGGAAACAACAACCGGAUGACACUCUGAAGGAUGAAUAUGCCAAGAGAUUAGAGAUACCAGCUGAUAAAAGGAUUGCAACGUCGAUGGAGUCUUCUUCCAGUCUGGAUGAUCUGCGUAUGCCUGUGUCUCAAUUUUUUGACCCUCCAGCUUUUUCUAUCUGUCAACCUGUGGAGUCUUCUUCGAGGAUGGAUGAUGCAGAAAUUACACCAAGCGGCAGUGAUGAGGGGCGGGAACACAUGUUCGACAAGGUGGUUAACCCAAGCGACGUGGGGAAGCUGAACCGGCUGGUGGUGCCGAAGCACUUUGCAGAGAAGUACUUCCCUCUGGAUGCGGCGGCGAACGAUAAGGGCAUGCUGCUCAGCUUCGAGGAUCGUGGGGGCAAGCUCUGGCGGUUCCGCUACUCCUACUGGAACAGAAGCCAGAGCUACGUCAUGACCAAGGGGUGGAGCCGCUUUGUCAAGGAGAAGAGACUCAAUGUUGGGGACACGAUUUCCUUCUACCGGGGCGCCACCGAGGCCACGCGGGACCGCCUCUUCAUCGACCGGAAGUGCCGGGCCAUAGUCCAUGAUUCGUUGCCAAAGUUAGACAGGGCGUCGAGGGCGGUCCAGAAGCGGGUGCGGCUGUUCGGAGUCAAUCUCGAAACCCAGCAGCCCCAAGGUGGCGAGUUAACCCACGAUGCCAAUGCCGGUGCAGCUGGAGUGGAGUCCUCAGCUGCUGCCUCAUCGCCGUCGUCCUCCCAGACAGAAGCGCAUUCCUCCUUGGAUCUCGGUCUGUGA
Molecule: messenger RNA, 3951 nt
Organism: Triticum turgidum subsp. durum (durum wheat)
Lineage: Eukaryota; Viridiplantae; Streptophyta; Magnoliopsida; Poales; Poaceae
Source: the annotation of a GenBank genome assembly